Molecule: messenger RNA, 1359 nt
Organism: Penicillium maclennaniae
Lineage: Eukaryota; Fungi; Ascomycota; Eurotiomycetes; Eurotiales; Aspergillaceae
Product: acyl carrier protein
Exons: 3
Coding region: 1-1359 (452 amino acids)
Biological process (GO): fatty acid metabolic process
Molecular function (GO): medium-chain fatty acid-CoA ligase activity
Source: RefSeq, a predicted model, not a curated record
AUGGAGAAUUUCUAUGGCAUGACAGAGGGUGUCUUCAUUCUCCACCGGACCCAUUGCAGACCUGGCCACCGCGGUGCUGAACGAUACGGUCACGAUUGGAAAGCCUAUCUCCGGGGCUCAGGGGAUCAGGCAUUCAUGGGCAAUGAUAAGCAGUUAUACAUUGUCGGAAGACAUAAGGAUAUGAUUGUCCGCGGAGGAAAAAAUCUUUCUCCCUCGAGGAUUGAACAGGUAUUGAAUCAGGAGCCUCAAUUUCUUGCCCUGGAACCACAAGUGGUGGCAGGAGAGGACGAAAUAGCAGGUGAAGUUCCCAUCGUUGUGACAAGGGUUACUACUUCCCAUGAAAUGGAAAACAUGAUGCAUGAAAGUAUCCGUGAAAAUCUGGGAGUUCACUAUACUCCUAGAGCAUGGAUCUCUCUAUCUUCUCUGGGGCUUGAUGACUUCCCCCGCAGUGCUUCGGGAAAGAUUCAAAAGGCAAAAUUGAGAAGUCUUGUUGCCAAUUCAAUGCAACUCCAGGCACCCGAGCACAAGAGUAAUCUAUCAAAUGUUAUUGUGAUUAUCUGGUCGCGAUUACUAGGCCUCCAAGCGUCGCACUUGGACACCUCCGCCCCCAUAGCCCAGGCAGCAGACAGCAUUCUCAUGCUCAGUGCUAGGGCAAAAAUCAGAAGCGAGACAGGGCUUAGUGUUUCUCUCACAGAGUGGCUUGCUAUACCUACGAUUGCUGAUCAAAUCAAGGCACUUGAGGGAAUUGCAGCACAUGGCAACAUUAAAGAACCCGACAGUUCGCGGGAAGGGCUUCGUACUGGGCCACCGGAGACUGAAGACAUGGUCCAUCUUGGACAGGAAGAGGGUGCUUUCUGUGCCACGAAGGAGACAGUUGAAAAGAUUAUUGGGGAGCAAGGUUUUACUUGGGGAGAAGUCGAAAAUAUUUUCCCCUGCACAGACUUUGUCCACAUACUGUGUCGGUCCCAAGUCAUCAACACCUGGAACAUUCGAACCACAAUCUUGUCACAGAAUGCAAGUGUGCAGGAAAUGCGAACAGCACUCGAAAAAACCUUGCUCAUGCAUCCCAUGAUGCUUUCGUAUGUCGUUAUGGACGACAAAUCGCUUAGCAAAGAGCUUGGUCUAUACGUGACCCUGCGACACAGUUCCAAGGUCCUCGAAAAGUGUAUUCUGGAUAUCGAGUCCGUGGAUACACUGCAAGAACUGCGAACUAUAGCCAUGGAUUACCCUUUCAAAGACCAUGCCAAACUACCGGGACCACUGUUCCGCUGUCUUAUCAUUUUUGUUCGGGAAACCAGCUCGGCAGCUGUGAUCACCAACAGUGAAUUCUCCUCCCGCACAAUUCCCUCGCUGUUCUAG